This is a messenger RNA of Leptonychotes weddellii (Weddell seal), 330 nucleotides long. The record is from RefSeq and is a predicted model, not a curated record. Lineage: Eukaryota; Metazoa; Chordata; Mammalia; Carnivora; Phocidae.
AUGAGGUACCCCCUGGUGCCGCUGGUGAGCGACCUCACGUUUUCUUUCCUCGUGCUCCGGCUCUGCCUGCCCGUGAGCUUGCUGUUGGUCCUGCUGAUCGUCUGGCUCCGCUUCUUACUGAGCCAAGAUUCAGAGGAAAAUGACUCAGAUUUAUGCUUUGACUAGGAGCCCUGGAUCAAAGGUCCAGCCCAGUUUUGCUGGGAGGGAUACUCCGCCCAACCUUCCAUGCUUUUCCAGCCUGGCUUUCCUGGAGUCAGCGGAGGGGUGGUGGUGGUAACCGAGGUGGAUGGGAGAGACUCACUGGUGCGGGACGAGGACUCUGGCGAGUGA